This is a messenger RNA of Fusarium mangiferae, 681 nucleotides long. RefSeq lists its product as uncharacterized. Lineage: Eukaryota; Fungi; Ascomycota; Sordariomycetes; Hypocreales; Nectriaceae. The transcript is spliced from 4 exons. The record is from RefSeq and is a predicted model, not a curated record. The coding region runs from base 1 to 681 and encodes 226 amino acids.
AUGGCUGGAUGGCCAUGGACGCUGGCUGCCGCAGAAACUAUCGACGGACAAUCUCAGCAGGAUCUAGAGCAGGCUACCUCUCGAGGCGUGGAAGAAGAUACAAAGACCAUGAUCGAAUGCGGCAAACAUAUCAGUUCAUGCGGAGUAGUAGAUGAUAUGAAGAUUGUUCUUCGCCCUAAAACAACCGUAUACGUCACCCAGAACGUUACCACGACGGUCUCAACAUUCUUGCCACCCGAGACGAAUGUCAUCACCGAAGUAGUAGCAACAACCGUGAAGAAGGAUGUUCUGGGGCACUGCCGAAACACCACCACCAUCGACAUAGAGAAACCUGCCACAGUCACCGUCAACGUCGAAGUCGAGUACAUUAAGGAAGUAGUGUCAAUCGUCAACGUCACUUCCACCACAACAAGCACUGUAAUGGUCAAUUCGAUCGAACAGUGCUUCAUUAACAGUCUGCGUGGUGUAUCCAGACUCCCCGAUGAAGAGCUUUACACGACGACGGCUGUUGAAGCCAGACAGCAGCAUAGCAGUUCCUCGAUCGCGGUUGAAGAUGAACGUGAGGAAGAACGGCCAACUGAGACAGGACAAGUUAGACACGAACAUCACUAUGAGCAGGUUGCAGAAGAUGUCUCUCACGAUAAUGCUAGGUUCAUGUUUCAGGAAAGGGAUGCGCUGUGA